GCGUAUGCUUUACGUCAGCGUUGUUUACGCGUGUCUCUCUCAUUCUUGUUCAGUGUCGUUCGAUUACCACUAGUGCUGAUUGAAAUGGCUGGCGGCAAGGCAGGCAAAGAUUCCGGCAAGGCAAAAGCCAAGGCUGUUUCUAGAUCUGCACGAGCUGGUCUACAGUUCCCGGUAGGUCGUAUCCACAGACACCUGAAGAACCGCACCACCUCACAUGGCCGCGUGGGUGCCACUGCUGCAGUCUACAGUGCUGCCAUCCUCGAGUAUCUUACAGCUGAGGUUUUGGAGCUGGCGGGCAAUGCGUCGAAGGACUUGAAGGUGAAGCGUAUCACGCCGCGGCACUUGCAGUUGGCCAUCAGAGGAGACGAGGAGCUUGACUCGCUCAUCAAGGCCACCAUUGCUGGCGGUGGUGUCAUACCUCACAUCCACAAGUCCCUCAUUGGCAAAAAAGGCUCCCAAAAACCAGUCUAAAUCAGUAUAAUUAAGUAACUGACGAAGCUUAGGGAAAGAGUGCUUGUUAAUCUAAGAAGGUGCGUGCCUGUCGACUUGUUCUUGUGAGAGCGCAAUUUUUCAGCUUAUAAUUUUUGCUUAAGGGUGAACGCGAGAUUGAGUGAGUGACUGUAAGGGUCAUACUGACACUGCCACGAGGCGUUGCUCCGUGGGAAGCAAAUGCUUCCCUGGAGCACUCGCUUCCAUUAUCUUAGUUCCCAAUAAUUUAAUUUAUGUAAGUUACGCCCUCUUCUUGAUACAAAUUAAAUUUGUCCAACGGAAGUUAAAAAUUAUUUUCAUGGAUGACGAGAUGUCUAGAGUGUGAUUUUAUAAGGCGAAUUUUGUGCUUUGAGCCUGUGGUGAAGUUUGUGAUGCUUUGGAAGAAAUGUUUAGAUAAUAUUUAGUGGUGGAGGGGAGCAGAAAAGAAAAGCUGUAGCAGCUACAGCACCAAUCUCGCCCCACUCCGAGAUUGCAUCUCAGUACAACUAGUUGCUAACACGGCCUCACUUUCCAUUCGUCUGCGUUUUUUCUAUCACGUUUUAGCAUUGAUAAGUAUUUUAUAAGGCAAUUGUGUAUUUAGUCCAUAAUAUAGUGUAUAGUGCUUUUUGCAA
Molecule: messenger RNA, 1100 nt
Organism: Hyalella azteca
Lineage: Eukaryota; Metazoa; Arthropoda; Malacostraca; Amphipoda; Hyalellidae
Gene: His2Av
Product: histone H2A.V
Exons: 4
Coding region: 85-471 (128 amino acids)
Cellular component (GO): nucleosome
Molecular function (GO): DNA binding; protein heterodimerization activity; structural constituent of chromatin
Source: RefSeq, a predicted model, not a curated record